This is a messenger RNA of Cottoperca gobio, 1963 nucleotides long. RefSeq names its product Krueppel-like factor 9. Bases 269 to 1006 code for a protein of 245 amino acids. The record is from RefSeq and is a predicted model, not a curated record. Gene Ontology annotation, biological process: regulation of transcription by RNA polymerase II. NCBI's taxonomy places the organism in Eukaryota, Metazoa, Chordata, Actinopteri, Perciformes, Bovichtidae. Gene Ontology annotation, molecular function: DNA-binding transcription factor activity, RNA polymerase II-specific; RNA polymerase II cis-regulatory region sequence-specific DNA binding. The transcript is spliced from 2 exons.
CAGACGGUGAGGGGCGCGCAUGUUUGGCCUGAGGCAUUGGCACGCUUUUAGCACAUUAUUAUUCUCAAUUGUGCCUUUUCUUUAAUUAACUUAGUCAUUUUCAAACUACUGAUACACUGUAUGGCGGUUACAAGGCUCAACUGGAAACGGUUUGUUCGUCGAGUUUGAUGAAAACGAGGUCAGGCUCAAACUACCGUUAGCCCCUCCUGGCGGAUUCUUUUUCGUUAUUUUUUUUCUAGAUAACACCAACAAAACAACGCAGAUAACAAUGUCGUUGACUGCUUCGUCUGAUUAUUUCGCUGCCGAGUGUCUGGUAUCGAUAUCCAGCGGUCCUGUCCUGCACAGACCCACCCCGGUCGCCCCCGCCAGCCAGCCGGUCAUGGUGGGCCUGCUCCCUGGUGAGCCAGACGUAUCGAACGAGGACAGGGAAGUGCGGGAGACACUGAGGCUGGAGGGGGCCAACAUGAUGGCGGUGGCCGGUAUCCUCACCGACCUACACGUCAAGUUCCGCCCUAUGUCGGCCUACUCGGAGAGCAGCAACUCCUCGUGUGGUGGGGAGAGCGGUUACACCACGUUGUCCGACCCGACUACCCCGACCAUGACCCCCUCCGCCACACCGGUCCCCGGACAGCAGCUGAGGGGGGGAGUAGGUGUGGGGCCUCCGCGGUCUCCGGUGAAGCGACAUCAGUGCACUUUUGACGGAUGCGACAGAGUUUACGGGAAAUCGUCCCACCUGAAGGCACACAUCCGGACACACACAGGUGAGAGGCCCUUCCCAUGCACCUGGCCUGACUGUGAGAAGAAGUUUGCCCGCUCCGAUGAGCUCGCCCGCCACACCCGCACCCACACAGGGGAAAAACGCUUCCUGUGCCCUCUAUGCGAUAAGCGCUUCAUGCGCAGCGACCACCUGAUCAAGCAUGCCCGGCGCCAUCCUGACUUCCAGCCCUCAAUGUUGGGCCGCAACAAGGGCACAUCCUCCUCUCCCAGCCCGGCCGUGUACCAUUAGGGAGGUUUAGGUUGGGGGGCGGGGGGGAGCACAGAAGGUCACGGUGGUUUCAAGUUAACCAGCUACAAUCAGAUCCACUGGUUAAGAUUUAGCAUUCCUGCGUUGUACUCAAAAAUGUGCACAUAACACGUACGCAUACACAACUCACACAGAGCUGGAUGUGAGGGGGAAGCAGCUUCGUCCCUCCAUCAACACAGAUGAGUCAUGUGACCACUAUCCACCUGCUCAACAUAACUAGGGUUGGGUAUCGAGAAACGCUCCAAAUCUUUAAGAAGUGGGUAUUUCUUAAGAAAUGUGCUUUUCGAUUCCACUUAUCGUUUCCUGAAAAGCUAAGUUUGGACCUACUGCACUUCAUUUACGAGGCCGGUUACACGUGUAUCAAAGUACGUGUAUAAUGUUUACAAUGUGACGGACUGAAAGUAGCUUUCAAAAGUGCGGCUGCGCUUCACAAAAGACAGUAAUGAUGCAGUGAAAUGUAAUCACUGCAUGGAAAUAAAAACCCUCAAGGGAAGGAAGUGUUGUCUAACAUGACGACACAUUUACUACAGAAUGGUAUAAUUAAGCAAUAGCUCACGACAGGCCUUGGUAUAUGGUCAUUAUAUCACAGUUAAGGGGCGCGGUUCGGCCCGACGAGAAUUCUACCCGUGAUAUACGCUCAUUGUACCACGGCUAAGAACCAAUCAGAUCGUUUUAUAAUAAUGAUUUUGUCCUGUAUCAUGUCAUAGUGGAUUUAAAUUUAACCUUUUUAUAGAUCAAAUAAUCAGAUGGGAAUGUCUGUUUCUGGUUAAUCCACUAAAUGAAAUACAGGGCAGAUCAAGGUACUUCAUCACAUUGAUGCAACACUUCUGUAAAAAACAAUAAUGCUAUAAAGCAGUGGUCCCCAAACUAAGGCCCGCGGGCCGGAUACGGCCCGCCUCCACAUUUGGCCCGGCCCCCUGAACAAUACCAGAGACGCAU